Molecule: messenger RNA, 1447 nt
Organism: Rhodamnia argentea
Lineage: Eukaryota; Viridiplantae; Streptophyta; Magnoliopsida; Myrtales; Myrtaceae
Product: probable polygalacturonase
Exons: 5
Coding region: 39-1436 (465 amino acids)
Biological process (GO): carbohydrate metabolic process
Molecular function (GO): polygalacturonase activity
Source: RefSeq, a predicted model, not a curated record
UCUGCGUUCUUCCUUUUCUUUGUUUUGUUUCAAAACAGAUGACCAUGACGUUGCCGAGGGUCUUGCCGUUGCUGCUCCUCCUCCUCCUUUCGUCCCUGCUCCCUACGAGAGGAGGAGAGUCGUAUGCGGCGAUCAGUUGCCGGAAGCACAGUGCGUCGCUGGUGGAUUUCGGAGGCGUCGGGGACGGGAAGACGUCGAACACAGAGGCGUUCAGGCGGGCGGUUGCAAACCUGAGCGGGUAUGCGGGGGAUGGCGGGGCGCAGCUGGUGGUGCCGGCGGGGAAGUGGCUGACGGGGAGCUUCAAUCUCACCAGCCACUUCACGCUCUACCUCGAGAAAGACGCCACUCUUCUGGCAUCCCAGGAUGAAUCGGAAUGGCCGCAUCUGGCUAUCUUGCCGUCAUACGGGAGAGGAAGAGAUGCUCCCGGCGGACGGUACAGCAGCCUAAUUUUCGGUACAAAUCUCACUGACGUAGUGAUCACAGGAAAUAAUGGCACCAUAAACGGACAGGGUGCUUACUGGUGGGACAAGUUCAAGAAAGAUGAACUGAACCUGACUCGACCUUACCUUAUCGAAAUCAUGUUCUCGGAUCGGGUCCAGAUAUCUAAUCUUACCUUGCUUGAUUCUCCUUCGUGGUUCAUUCAUCCAGUUUACAGCAGCAAUAUUUUGGUUCAAGGGCUAACCAUCCUCGCACCAAUUGAUUCUCCGAAUACUGAUGGAGUAGACCCUGAUUCAUGCACGAAUGUCCGAAUUGAGGAUUGCUACAUAGUGUCCGGAGAUGACUGCAUCGCAAUCAAGAGUGGCUGGGACGAGUACGGGAUUAAGUUUGGAAUGCCGACACGACACGUGAUUAUAAGACGGCUUACUUGCAUUUCUCCAGACAGUGCCACGAUAGCUCUUGGCAGCGAGAUGUCUGGUGGAAUCCAAGACGUUAGAGCCGAGGAUAUCAUGGCCAUCAACACCCAAUCGGGGGUCAGAAUCAAAACCGCUCCCGGAAGAGGAGCCUAUGUCAAGGACAUUUUCGCGAAGGGGAUGACAAUGAAGACCAUGAAGUACGUGUUUUGGAUGACGGGUGCCUAUAAUUCCCACCCUGAUCCUGGGUACGAUCCUAAGGCGCUACCUGUGAUCCAAGGCAUAAAUUACAGAGACAUCAUGGCUAGCAAUGUGACUUACUCGGCAAGGCUUGAAGGAAUAAAAGGAGAUCCUUUUACUGGGAUCUGCAUUUCAAAUGUCCAUAUUGAAUUGAGCGAAGAACGGAAGAAACUACAGUGGAACUGCACGGACAUAGCAGGAGCGACGCACAACGUGACUCCUGUGGCUUGUCACCUGUUGCCCGAGAAGGAACCGGCGAUAGACUGCCCUUUUCCUACGGAUAGGCUGCCAAUUGAGGAUGUGCAGUUGAAGACCUGUUCUGUUCCUUACAACUAUGUUCGCUAGUGUUUGCAGAG